AUGGCGACCUCGGAUAAGGAUCGGACGUUAGAUGAACCAGCUCUCGCGCCUAUUGAGCUAUUCCCCAUCUCCACCGGACAAAUUCCAUCUGUGGAAUCGGAGACUGCCAAAGAAUGCCAUUCUUCGGAAGACAGCAGAGAGGUGAAGGCGCCAGACUUGUCGAAUGACCGGCGCCCUGGGGCCCUUGAAACUCCAUCGGAGGAUGGAGGUAUGCCGGUACUUGAAUCCCCCAGAAUAUCAAAGGCCAAAGGUGCAACAGUUAUCAUUACCUUGGCUGGCAUAAGUUUCUUAAACACAAUGGGAUCUGGCAUUCUCAUUGCCGCACUACCACGGAUAGCAAAGGAUGUUGGCCUGUCUGAAAGUUUGAUACUCUGGCCAGCAGCAGUUUAUGCACUGGCUGCAGGCUGUCUUCUCCUGAUAUUUGGCGCUGUGGCCGAUGUUAUUGGGGCCAAAUUGAUGUGGGUUGUGGGAAGCUAUCUCUUUGUUAUAUUCUCCCUUGCUAUUGGAUUUUCGCAGACGAGCAUACAGAUUAUCCUUUUUCGAACUUUCCAAGGUGCUGCAAUAUCCAUGUGUCUACCUACUGCGGUGAGCCUCAUUACCAACACGUUCCCUAAAGGCCCAUGGCGCAAUGUUGCCUUUGCUAUGAACGGAAUGGGACAGCCUCUUGGUUAUGCCGCUGGAUUGGUACUGGGAGGUAUCUUCACAGACACUAUCGGCUGGAGGUGGGCCUAUUACAUGAUGGCAAUUAUCAACUUCUGUCUCUCUACAGCUUCUAUAUGGUCCUUACCAUCGGUUCACAAGUAUUCCGAUAAGCUGUGGUACCGCCGUCUUGCUGAAGAUAUCGACUGGCUCGGGGCGAUGAUUAUGAGUGUUGCACUGGGCCUGUUGAUGUACGUUCUGGCUAUGGCUACCUCCUCCUAUAAGAGGGUCGGGAACGCUCAAAACAUCGCUCUUCUUGUUGUCUCAACCCUCUUGCUUGCAACCUUCCCUUUUUGGAUGAGCUUCCAGGUGAAAAGGGCGAGACCGGCGCUUAUCCCAAACAAACUCUGGAAGAAUAGUGCGUUCACUUCAAUUUGCGCAUCGGUAUUUUUCUGCUGGGCAUCUCUUAAUGGAAUUGAGUACUUCACAACCUUAUACUUCCAAAAGGUAGAAGGCAUAACAGCACUUCAAAGUUCCAUCCGCUUCCUUGCUCAUAUAAUAAUGGGCGCGUGUGUCAAUGUUGCGACAGCAUAUCUUAUUUCCAGGGUCAAGGUUCAGACACUAGGCGUUGUUUCGGCUUUGAUAUCCAUGAUUGCACCUAUUCUUAUGGCAACGAUUAAAAUCGGAGAAAACUACUGGUUCUCGCCGUUUUGGGCAUUGUUUCUAUCACCCGUCAAUCCAGAUGUACUUUUCACAGUCUCCAACUUAAUCAUUUCUGACGCAUUUCCGCCGGAUAUCCAGUCUUUGGCUGGAGGGGUAUUUAACGAAGUUGCGCAGUUCGGAAACUCAGUCGGGCUUGCAGUUACAGCCUCUAUAGCUGCAUCAAUAACAGACCACAAAGCCAUCCAAGAUCAUAAAGAGGGGCUUAUGCUUGGUUAUAGAGGCGCCUUUUGGACUAUAUUUUCGAGUUGUGCUCUUGUCGUGAUCAUUACGUUCUUUGGUUUGCGAAAAGGGGGAACUGUUGGGAAAAAGGAAGAAUAA
Molecule: messenger RNA, 1680 nt
Organism: Nannizzia gypsea CBS 118893
Lineage: Eukaryota; Fungi; Ascomycota; Eurotiomycetes; Onygenales; Arthrodermataceae
Product: puromycin resistance protein pur8
Exons: 3
Coding region: 1-1680 (559 amino acids)
Biological process (GO): transmembrane transport
Cellular component (GO): membrane
Molecular function (GO): transmembrane transporter activity
Source: RefSeq, a predicted model, not a curated record